AUGAGCUGCUGCCUGUCGCGGAAUCCGUUAAUUCAGUUGAAAACCUCACCCAAAUUUCGCGCCAAAAAGACAAGUAUCAGUUUCUCUGCUCGUCUUGAAAACCCACAACUCAAUCUCUCCGUCCUCCGAUUCACACUCGGAAUACCUGGGCUAGACGAGUCCUACUUACCCAGAUGGAUCGGAUAUGGAUUCGGUUCACUUUUGCUCUUGAACAAUUUCGCGGCUUCUGUUUCACCUACUCUACCACAGCUUGUAAGAAGAAGUAUUGGAUAAUGCAAUGACUUUGUGUAUGCAUUGCUUGCUCGGCACUUGUAAAAACCUGAUUUGUGACUUUGUUUAUUGUAGGGUGCUACUCCAAUGGAUCAAACGAGUAUCCCAGAGGGGUGUGAGCAAAAAAUAUUGAUAUCAGAGACUACCUCAAAUACUCGGAAGGACGACUUGGCUUGGGCUACGUACAUUUUGUUGCGCAAUUCAAACACCGUAUCAGUGAUGGUAUCAGUUCAAAAUGAACUGUGUGUACGUGGUUACUGGAGCAUACCAGAUGAUGUCUCAAAAUCAAAUGUACUUGAUUGGUUUGGGAAGCAGAUCAAAAGUAUUGGCCUCUCUAACUUGAAGGAAACCCUUUACCUUCCUCAAAUUGAAGAUUCUGGACUCUGGGAGAUGCUACCCGAGGGGACUCGUUCGCUUCUUGUACAACCAGUGCUGCAUGUUUUGCACCCAAAUGAUAGUGGAAAUGCAAAUCUUCAGGGAUUUGUCUUGUUGGCUUCAAGCAUGAGAUAUGCUUAUAGUGAUAAAGAUAGAGCUUGGGCUAGAGCUCUUGCAAAGAAAUUCAGAAGCAUGUGAAAAAAAAAAAAACUAAAAAACGAAGGCUGGCUUAGAGCUCUCACCGAAAAAUGUGAAGGUACAUUGUUCAAGUAAACAAUUAUGAAUUGAGAAGAGAUGAGUGAUCUCAGAUACAA
Argentina anserina (silverweed cinquefoil) is the source of this 959-nucleotide messenger RNA. RefSeq names its product protein COFACTOR ASSEMBLY OF COMPLEX C SUBUNIT B CCB2, chloroplastic. The record is from RefSeq and is a predicted model, not a curated record. Lineage: Eukaryota; Viridiplantae; Streptophyta; Magnoliopsida; Rosales; Rosaceae. Gene Ontology annotation, biological process: cytochrome b6f complex assembly.